AGCAAGCACACGGCGACCAACAUGACGAUCGGCGGCCUGGAUGGACCUCUAUCUCAUUCGUCAUGGAGAGACAGUAGAUAAUGUAGCGGGUCUCUAUGCAGGCGUGACAGACUCUGCCCUCACCAACCAUGGUGUUGAGCAAACCAAGCGACUGGGCGCGCAUUUCGCAAAGGAUGGCAUCAUAGCCACCCAUGUGUUCGCAAGCCCUCUUUCGCGUGCCUUCAAGACUGCACAGGCGAUUCUGGAAGCGCAGCCUCCCGCAGAGCCUGCCAUUGAGAUCACGAAAGUCCCAGAGCUGAUAGAGCAAGACUUUGGCUACUACGAAAAGAAGGCGUUCCAAGCACGUACAGUCGCUCGAAAGAGUGGAAGAGAAGCUCACCGCGAGCGCCAUCUGAAUGAUCCCGGCUUCGUGGAUGUAGAGAGUAAAGAGGCGAUGAAUAACAGGGCAGACAUCUUCUUGGACCAGCAUCUCCUGCCACUGGUGGGAAAGAUGGAUCCACAUGGCAAAUCAGUUGUCGUCGUCGUGUCCCACGGCAUCAUACUUUCGCACUUGUGGAGAAGGCUCCUGUUGAAACUCCCACCAAGAAGCGUGACAGUCGCGCCUGAAGUAACAUCUGCGAAAGGUAGCAUCGUCCUUCAGCAUCUCGGAGGGUGGUCCAAUACUGGCUACCUUGAGCUUCACUUGACAGAAGAGCCAGAGUAUGCACGAGGCGAAAGUGCUCCUGCAACUGCAACUCCAUUGCAUCCUCCUUCGAGCGGAGACGUGACUAACAUAGAAGAAUCGGCCUCCGACGUGAUGAAGUUGCACAAACACAAGCUGCUUAUCGUGUCCGUCGAUCGCAAAGAUCACCUUGUCGGUCUGAAAAGACAGCGUGGCGGCAUCGGCCGUUCCAAACACGACGAGGGGCAGCAGAAGCUCGAUGGAUUCUUCAAGCGUCAAAGGAAAGGCUGAGCUGUUCAAGAAGCUCUCAAACGGAUCCGACCGCUCUCCAUAGCCGCGCCUCUCUGGACCUUUGGCAAUAUGCUUGCCCAACCAAUGGCUUCCACCACAUCUAGUAGCAUAUGCAGACGGCAUUGAGCUUGCGAACAGAUUGCUACAGAGGAAGCACCAAGGCACAAGCACCAUAUUUUGCGCCGCCUAUGGGAGGAGAAGAGCGUCACUUCAUGGAGCGUAGCAGGGUAUUGGACGCUCGUGAGAGGCACACUUGCCACUUGCCACUUGUUCACACCUUGAUACGUGCUCCGUGAUGCCACAUGAUGUUCAUCGAUGGCACAGGUCGGCAGCGGUCAGCCUUUCGUACCUACCAUCAACGUGCUGCGAAUGCGCGCGCGUGGCACACAUUGGUGAAGCUACUACUACUACCUAGGUAAGGUAGGUAGGUAUACAUGUAUCGAGAAGCCAUGUAGAUAGGUACCGUACAUGUAUACCUAUGUAGUCUGUCUGUGUACAUGAAACAAUGUCGUCAGAUGGACUAAGGUACAGCUCAGCAUGUUUGUGGCGCUACC
Messenger RNA from Sphaerulina musiva SO2202, 1506 nucleotides. RefSeq names its product phosphoglycerate mutase-like protein. The transcript has 3 exons. Gene Ontology annotation, biological process: negative regulation of programmed cell death; regulation of pentose-phosphate shunt; negative regulation of glycolytic process. The record is from RefSeq and is a predicted model, not a curated record. Lineage: Eukaryota; Fungi; Ascomycota; Dothideomycetes; Mycosphaerellales; Mycosphaerellaceae. Gene Ontology annotation, molecular function: fructose-2,6-bisphosphate 2-phosphatase activity. Gene Ontology annotation, cellular component: cytosol. Bases 41 to 952 code for a protein of 303 amino acids.